UCCCACAGACCCUGAAUGCGUCAUCAGUCAGUGCUCGGAGGGUCAUGUGACGUCCUGUCAUGUGAUGCAUUCACUUCCUACUGGUUCGGUUCAGAGUUGACUGGUGCUGCAUCAUGUCGACGUAGUUCGGCUCCACAGACACAAUCCAGCGCGGUAGACAUGUUAUUUCAGGAUAAAUCGCCCCGUUGUGGGUCUCUGGGCCCAGUUCUGUGGUUCGGGGUUUGCCUGGGAUGUUUGUUGGUGCUCACCGGAGCGGAGGGGGACAGCAGCAGCAGCCCGUGGUACCAGGACCUCUGCAGUUAUAAAUGGGAGGCUGUGGACCUGGAUAAUCAAGUGAAAUACUCUCUGACGCUCUGCGGGUCUCCUCUGACCAGCUGCGGCUCCAAUGUCGCCGUUUGUGCUCGAAACCUCACCAGCGGAGAGGAGCAGUCGGUCGGUGACUUGUCGCUGCAGAGGCUCUCUGGCUCUGUGCUCGACUACAACAGCACAAAAAAAUGUCCCGGAAGCAGCAACAAUGUUCAGAGCAGCAUCAGCUUCCAGUGUGGGAAGACCAUGGGAACUCCGGAGUUUGUGGCUCUGUCUCAGUGUGUGCAUUACUUCGAGUGGAAGACCUACGCCGCCUGCAAGAGCAAAAAGUUCAAGCCCCUUAAGGAGGUACCCUGUUAUGUCUUUGACCCCGACAAUAAGAAGCACGACCUGAACCCUCUGAUCAGACCGAAUGACGGCUACCUGGUGGACGAUGGUAACGAUGAUGGCGUCGACUUCUACAUCAACAUCUGCAGAAGUCUCAGCAAGCCCCAGAGUGAAGACAGCCCAGUGAAAUCCUGUCCAGAUGGCUCUGCAGCCUGCCUCGUCACCAAACAGGGCUCCUUCAGCAUGGGCUCUCCUACCGGGCCGUUAGAGCUGGUGUCCAGCGACAGCUUGAGGUUACAGUACGAACUGAGCGCUGGCUCGUCUCCUCCUGACAUGUGUGGGAAACACCAGCCGACCGUCAACAUCACCUUCACCUGUCCUUCCAGCAGACACCCUGGAAGCACACUAAAGAUGACAGCUGGGUCAAACUGUCGUUACGAGGUGCAAUGGGUGACUGAGUACGCCUGUCACAGAGAUUACCUGGAGAGUCACACCUGCAAACUGACUAGUGAACAGCACGACAUCUCUAUAGACCUCACGCCGCUCACUCUGGGCUCUGCAGAUCCUCCGUACUCGGCUCACUCCGGGCCCAGCACUGAUCCUCAGAGCUACGUCUACUUCCUGAACGUUUGUGGAAAAGUGCAAACGGCGGAAUGUGGUCCGGAUCCCUUCAUAUCAUCCUGCCAGGUGAAAAAGUCCCAGGAUGUAAAGAAAGUGGCCGGACAAUACCAGAACCAGACUCUUCGGUAUUCAGAUGGAGAUCUGACUCUGAUUUAUCCAGACGGCAGCAAAUGCUCCUCUGGCUUCCAGAGAAUGACCAUCAUCAACUUUCAGUGCAACAAGACGGCCUCCAACGGGGGUCACGGGAGCCCGGCGUUCGCUGGUGAGACGGACUGCACCUAUUACUUUAACUGGGACACCGCCUUCGCGUGUGUGAAGGAGAAGGAGGAUCUGCUGUGUCGGGUCAGAGAUGGCAACAAACACUAUGACCUUUCACCCCUUACAAAAUACCCAGAGGUAGAUGACAGUGUGAACUGGGAAGUCGUGAAUUCUAAAUCUGAGAACUCCGACUCCCGUUUUUACCUGAACGUCUGCCACAAAGUAAUCCAGACGGGAGGAGCUGCUGUCUGCCCAGAGGACGCCUCCAUCUGCGCCGUGGAUAAGAAUAAUAAAUCUACCAACCUGGGCAGCUUCCUGUCUCCACCCCAGAAGACUAAAACAGGAAAUGACAUCAGACUGGUGUAUACUGAUGGGGGGUUCUGUCCUGACAAGAAAUCCAGGAUCCAGACGAUCCUGACUCUCAAAUGUAAACCAGGAGAUCUUGAGAGCCCUCCUGUCCUGCUUCGGGUGUCGCCUGAUUCUUGUGUUUACGAGCUGGAGUGGUACACCGCUGCUGCCUGCGUCCUCUCAAAGACGCGAGGAGACAGCUGUAAGGUGGAGGACCCUCAGGCUGGAUUUUCCUUCGACCUGUCUCCUCUCACCAAACCGGACGGCUCCUUCUACAACAUGACUAGUGGAAACUACAACUACUACAUCAACGUCUGCGGUCCGGUCAAAGUGGAGACGUGUCCGGAAAAGGCCGGCGCGUGCCAAGUGGAAAAGAGCGCCUGGAGUCUUGGAGAAGCAAACUCCAUUUUGUCCUACUACGAUGGCCUGAUCCAGUUGACGUACAAAAACGGAUCCCAGUACAACGAUCCGAACCACACACAAAGGUCCACCCUCAUCUCCUUCCUGUGUGACCCAGGAGCUGGAGUCGGAAACCCAGAGUUCCAGGUAGAAGACAAGAACACGUAUAACUUCCACUGGUACACGUCCUACGCGUGUCCUCAGAGACCACACGAGUGCCUGGUGACCGAUCCCAACACCCUCGAUCAGUACGACUUAUCCAGGCUGUCGCGCUCCACCACCAACUGGCUGGCGAUGGAUUUAUCCAACCAGAAGAAGUACUACAUCAAUGUGUGUCGGCCACUUGUCCCUGUAUCAGGUUGUGACCGCGACACGUCCGUCUGCGAGAUGAAAUACGUAAUCGAGCAGGGCUCUCCUACGGAGGUGGUGUCGGUCAGUAACAUGGGUCUGUCCAAGCGAGGACCCAUCAUUGAGGGACGGGACCAGCUGCUGCUGGAGUUCACAGACGGUUCCGUCUGCAUGUCAGAGGGUCAGAAGCUGUUGUACACGACCCGAAUCCACCUGCGCUGCUCCAGAGGAACCGUUGCUAUGAACCCGCGUUUCGUGGUGAACCAGAACUGCACCGCUAACUUUAUGUGGGAUACUACAGCGGCCUGUGCCAUCAGAACCACCAAGAACAACACGUGUGCGAUUGUGGACCCAGAUUCUGGUUAUGAGUUCAACCUUCAGCCUCUGGCCUCUAAGACUGGAUAUGAAACCGAAGCUAACGGCAAAAAGUUUCUGUUGAACAUCUGUGCCGACGCUCCAGGAUGUGGGACCGGGAUGGCCGGCUGUGAGAUGGGGAACGAGACUCCCAUCAGUCCGGUGGGCGUGGAGAAGAGCCUCCAGUACUCCACAAACAACGUCCUCCAGCUGACGUAUAAGGGGCAGCUGGAGGACUCCACAGCCACCCGGGACACCUUCACUGUGAAUUUUGUGUGUGAUCCGAGCUCUUACCCAGGCUCAUUAAAACUAGUCCAGGAGGAUCUGAGCACCUCAUCCAGCCACGUGACCCACGAUGUUCUGUUUGAGUUCUCCACAGCUCUGGCUUGUCAGCCCGCUCCGGUUAACUGCAGAACCGCUGAUUUCCAUGGUAACGAGUAUGAUCUGAGCCACCUGAUCCGAGAUGCAGACGACAGUCCGUGGCUUCCCAUUGACACAGAUGUUAAGAACUCGCGCAAGUUUUUCAUAAACAUCUGCAAACCUCUGCCGACCAUCAAGGGCUGUCCAGUGGGUCCUCUGGGUGCUUGUGGAGUCAUUAAAGGGACGUAUUACAACCUGGGAUACGUCCAGUCCAGCCCUCAGGUGGCGGACGACGGCUCCGUCAGCAUCGUUUACCACAACGGAGACAAGUGUGGGUCUUCGUCACGUUACUCGACGCGCAUCAUCAUUCAGUGUGAUGACAACCCGGGUUCCCCUAUGUUUGAACGUCAAGAUGGCUGUGAGUUUGUCUUCAUCUGGAGGACGCCAGAGGCCUGUCCUAUCAGGAAGUCUCAAGGUCAAGACUGCCGUGUUCGUGACCCUAAAAGUGGCUUCGAGUUUGACUUCAGCUCCCUGAAAGGCAAAGAUCACGCCGUCAAAAGUGAGAAGUACACCUACCACCUGUCCGUCUGCGAUGCGCUGCAGGGCGACGUCUGCACCCACAAGGACUCCAAAUCAGUGGCGUCCUGCCAGACGGAUGGGAACUCCCACAAGAUCGCUGGACUAACAACCCAGAUCCUGGACUUUGUGGGGGACCAGAUCAUCCUGAACUACACCGGUGGAGAAACUUGUCAUAAAGUUUACAACAGAUCUACUGUGAUCUCCUUCUCCUGCAGCCCUGAUGCACAUCCUGGAAAACCGGUGUUUAUUAAAGAGACUUCAGAUUGCAUCUACAUGUUCGACUGGCCCACUGCGCUGGCCUGCAUCCAGGUUAAAACCACCAGCUGCUCCAUCCGCGACGAUCAGGGACGCUCUUAUGACCUUUCACCCCUGGCUCUGGGCUCUCAGAACUGGGAGGCGGAGCAUUUCGGGAAACGGUUUUACAUCAAUGUCUGCAGGUCUCUGGUGCAGCAGGGAGGUAAAUGGGCGUGUCCCUCUGGUGCUGCGUCCUGCAUGAAGGACGGGAAUGAUUAUGUAAGUUUGGGCCAAGCAGAGUCCGGUCCUACGUGGGACAGGGACGUCUUGGAGCUGCGGUACACCGGCGGACAGCCGUGUCCUGAUAGAAGCCGCAACAGGACAAGCAUCAUCCGCUUCGUGUGUAACAGAGAUAGAGUGGAUUCCCGGCCUAAUCACAUCUCUGACAUCGAGGACUGCGUGUACACGUUUAUGUGGCAAACGGCAGCUGCCUGCCCUCUAAACACCACUCAACACGGCGACUGCCGAGUCGCAAACCCGGCUACAGGUCAUCUGUUUGACCUGAACUCCUUGAACAAAGCUGGCGGCUACACAGUUUUUCAUCAUGAAAACGACAGGAAGAUGUUUCGUCUGAACAUCUGUGGAGAAGUCGAGAAUGCCGGAUGUGAUCCAGGAACCGCCGUGUGCAUAAAGGAAGGUAGCUCUGUGAUCAACGGCGGUCAGGUGAGCAGGGAACUCUCCUACAAGGAUCAGGUGGUGGAGCUGACGUAUGAAGGAGGAAGUUCCUGCUCAGCGCAUGGCGACCAGAAGCACAAAACCAUCAUCAGCUUCAUCUGCAGACCCCCCAGCAUGGCUUCGGCCCCAGAAGAACCCGUCCUCAUCAACUCGGUCGCUGAAACCUGCACACACUACCUCUCCGUCCACACACCUCUGAUGUGUGAGCGAAUGGUGACGUGUUCGGUCCAGAACGGCUCUACUUUAAUAGACCUGACUCCUCUGAUUCAUGUCAGCGGAUACUACACAGCGUCAGAUGAUGAAGUGAAUCAACCUGAUGAAUCUCCAGACUUUUACAUCAACGUCUGCCAGCCUCUGAACCCCAUCCCUGGGGUCACCUGUCCACCUGGAGCUGCGGUGUGUCUGGACCCGGAUAACGGAACUGCUAUGGAUAUCGGUAGGACCACCAGCGGCCCACAGGUGAACAGUGCAACAGGUAAAGUCUUCAUCACCUACCAAAGCUCCACCAAGUGCAAAAGUGACCCAUCACAAAACUACACGUCAACCAUCAUCUUCACCUGCCAGAGAGGCCUGGAGCUGGGUUCUCCUCAGAUGCUGAGCCUCCAGGAUUGUGUGUAUCUCUUCGAGUGGGCGACCCCCAUCGUCUGCUCAGACGCCACACAAACCAGCGGCUGCAGCCUCACAGACUCCCAGCUCCAGUUCACCUUUGACCUCAGUGCCCUUUCUGGUGAAGUCCAGGUUAAAGGGAGCUCGUAUUCUAUCAACGUCUGCGGCUCGGUGUCGGAUCAGGGCUGUAAGCAGAGUGCAGUCUGUCAGCUGUCUGGUUCUGGUUCUGACAAGUCCGCUUCAUCGUUCGGUCUCAGCAAAAUUAUGACCAUGGACUACAAACAUGAAGAGGAGGCAGUGCUGAUGCAGUACGGAGGAGGAGAUCCCUGCCCACCAGUGACGGAAAAGCAGGAGGUCUGUGUGUUCCCGUUCAAGUUCAGAAACAACGAGUAUAACGAGUGCACCGCGGACGGAAGGACCGACGGGAAGAAGUGGUGCGCUACAACCUCCAGCUUCGACAAAGACCAUAGGUGGGGAUUCUGCAGCAAAGUUUCUGCAAAGCGUCAGUCCUCCAUAUUGUUCAUCUGCGACCCGUCUGCAGACCGGGGCUCCCCGCAGCUGCUGUCUGAGACGGCGGGUUGUUCCGCCACGUUCCAGUGGCGCACCAACGCCGUGUGUCUGCCGAGGAAGAUGGAGUGUAAGCUGAUUGUUCAGCACAAGACUUUCGAUCUGCGAUCCCUGUCCUCCCUCACCGAGCCCUGGAAGUUCAACAGCGCAGGAUAUUCGUAUUCCAUCAACCUGUGUCAGGGGAUCCACAGCAGGCUGUCAGCCUGUCCAGAGGGGGCGACGGUGUGCCGGCGCUCCAAAACCGGAGCCAGCCAGACUCUGGGCCGAGUUUACUCUCAGCAAAUGAGCUUCACUGAUGGAAAGAUCUCCGUCGUCUACUCGGGAGGAGAUGAAGUGUGUGGCAAUGGUCUGAAGGCAAAGACGCUGAUCCAGCUGAGCUGUGGCUCCACUGUUGGUCGACCUUCACUCAUCAAGAUCGAUAAAGCUUCCUGUGAGUUUGUGAUUGGCUGGGAGACUCAUGCUGCCUGCGAGGUGAAGCAACAGGCGGUGAAGAUGGUGAACGGCACCAUAAAGGUUCCUGACACUGGAGUCAGUCUGAGUCUGGGAGCGCUCUACUUCAGUCCUCACCAAGCGUUUGGAGAUAACCGUGCCAACGGAGACCACUACAUCUACCACAUCCAGCUGUCCGGCAUCACCAACAGCUCCUUGCCAACUUGCCUCGGCGCCAACAUCUGCCAGGUCAAACUGAACGACACCUUCAGGCGAAAGAUUGGCUCCUCCAGCCAAACAGAGUACUACGUUAAAGGAGGGAACCUGGAAGUGAUUGUUCCUUCGGAGUCGACGUGCACCCGCAUGGGAAAAAUAGUCACAUCCGUCAUCAUGUUCCAGUGUAAACAAACGGCGGGUGUCGGCAGCCCGGAGUUCCUGCUGGAGACGGAUGAUUGUCACUACAUGUUUCUGUGGCAGACGGAUGCCGUGUGCGGUCUGACGACUGUUGACGCUCAGACUUCGGAUGGAGACGACAUUGCCCUGGUUCCCGGGCGGAGCCAGGCGGCGGGGAUCAUGCUUAGCCUCCUAUUGGUGACGCUAAUCUUCUGUCUGCUGGGACUUUUGCUCCGUAAGCGAGAGAGGAGGGAGCUGGUGAGGCAGAAGGUUGCUGGCUGUUGCAGGAGAGGAAACCAGGUCUCCUAUAAAUAUUCAAAGGUCAACACAGAUGAAGGAGGUGAAGAGGAGAUGGAGUGGCUGAUGGAGGAACUUGAAGCCCCUCCCGCUUCUUCCUCCUCCCACUGCAGCAGAAGUAACCAUAGCAAUGGCCACAUCAGGACCAAGCCGGUGAACACAGACGGUCUGCGAUCGUUCUCGCUGGACGAGCAGGAGGAUGACAGCGAGGACGAGGUUUUGAGCGUCCCGGGUGUCCGAGUGGUCAAACCGUCCUCCAGGAAGUCACAUCGCAGCCCCUUCCUGCAGGAGGAGAGCGACGAGGACCUGGUGGGCCUCCUGGACGAGACGGACCGGGAGAGGAGGAGCAGCAGACCUUGUCCAUCGGGUUACGGUAACGACACCCAGAAACGGGAGGAGGAGGACAGCGACGAGGACCUCCUCAGAGUGUGAUGUCACUUCCUCCUUCCGGCUCCCUUCUAUCCAAUCAGAACUCCUCACUCAGUGAAUGUCUAGCAGCAGCAACAGCGGCCACGCCCGAAGCGGAACUCUUUUUGAGUUGGGCUGCGCCUCCGCUCGGCCCGAUGGGACUUUGCGUUGGCUUUUAUUUAUGGAGACGUUAUCAUUUAAACAGCUCUGCCCCCUGUUUCCCACAGAGCUCCUCCACGUUUAUCUGGUACAGACUAGUUCCUGGAGAUGGUGGUUUGAGAUGAAGUUUUAGCACUUUGGUUCCAGCAAACCGCCGGUCUCGUCACAGACGGACAGAAUGUUUGUUUUUGCCUUUUUUUUCCCUUCAGAGUUGAGAUAGAAGCUGAAAUGUGAGUCUUGAGUGGUUUGAGGUGAGAAACCAGGACAGUGAAGGUGUCGGCUGGUGGCUGUUGUUGUUUUAAAGGGAACGAAGACACUGUUUGUCUGUUGUUGCCGUUUACACUUGAGACGUUUAUUUUUCUUUCCCAGAGAAAGUUUGAUGCCUUCCUAAAGAAUCGUGUCCUAAAGCAGACGGACCGAGUCUGAUCCCAGACGUUGUACAUAGACGAUCAUGUGCGGUUUUGUUUGUUUCUCGUCUCUGGUCAGCUGCUUUGUUGUUAUGAUUAUUUAAACGGGAUGAUUUUCUGUUUGUGUAAAACUAGAGACGGCCUUAAGCGUGAAUGAACGACUGACUGAAGGGAUUAUUGUUGAAGCCAUAUUUUCCUGCCAUCGUGUUUCCUUCCCGCGGGACUCAGACGUCAUUUGGCCAAAAUCCAAGGAUUCCUGCUGACAUUUAAAAUCAGUGUUUUCACAUUUUGCCACAAAUAACAGAAACAAACACACUCCAGUGUUCCCAUAAGAACCAGUGUUUGGCAGGUAGAGGUUUGGUGAGUUUGCAGAAUCACAUCGAUCAGUUUUUCCUUCUUAAAGUCUAGAUUUAAUAUUUCCAAUUAUUCAAGUUUCAGCACAAAAAUAAAGAAAAGCAGCAACUUCCUCAAAAUGCAGCAGUGAAAAUAUUAAUUAGAUCCUAGAAACAACAAAACAAGCUCAUCUGCUUUAUUUUAUUCAUUUUCUUCCAACAAUAAAUGACAUUUUCUCUGAAAAGAAGUAGUCGUUAAUCUUAACGCUACAAAUUAAAACUAAACUUUAUGCGGUUAAAAGAAAAUGUAACUUAUUUUAAUUGGAUAGCCCCUUGAACAGCCUCAGUUUGGAGAAACAGUCAGACAGAUGAGCUGAAAGCUAGUCACAAUCUCAAAGGUGUCACAGAAGUUUUUGCUAAAUCUGGUUUUAGUUUUUAUUCCAACAUAAUUGGGAUGAAAUUCCAGCUUUGCAGCUAAUUUCUGCUACAGAUAAGUUGGCACGAACUUCUGUGAAACUCUGAGAUUAGAGUCGAUUAAGAUGACGGGAACACUUUCGGUUCUUCUCAAGUUAGCUGUUAGCUCCUCAGAUCUAUUCUGUUUCUUCAAAAUGAAUCCACUGAAACUUGUUUUUUUUUAAUAGUUUUUCACAAAUAAAUCCCCGUCUCAGAACCGAUUUGACACUUAGAAGCAAAUAAAAAAAAAAAAACGAAAAUGGAGGCUUAUUUGUUUUUUGCUUUUGAAUCCAAAAAGCUCCACUUUUUUUAUCAUUUUAGCAUCAAAACUCGCUGCUUUCGGCUGAUCUGAUGAGGAGCCGUUUUAUUUCUGCUGCUCGAACUAAAACAUUUAAGAUGCUUCAGCUGAGCUGCUUGCAUCCAAAGCAAAUCAGGAAACAUAAACUCCUCCACAUAUCAGCAAACAUUUCCCUUAAAUUCUCAAAUUCACCAAAAUACAACUGGAGUGACAUCAGUGUGAGGAUUAGUUCUCGUUGUUUAGGCUACAUGAUCUAAUCUCCAGAGAUAAAAAUCUAACACCAUCAGUGUUUUUAUGGAGGAGUUUGAAAUGUGCCAAUGUAAUGCAAACAGAAGAGCAAGAGGAAGAUCUUUUUUAAUAAGCUGAAGUUUGAAACCAGAUUUAGUCUUUAGGAGGUGAGGGAGCAGACUGUAUGAAGCGACAUCGCAUUUAAGUAGAAGACAAAUCCAGAUGUCACGUGAAACUGAACUUUGUUGAAACUGUUUGGUACUUUGAGCCGUGGGGAUCUUUGUAACUACUGAGGAUGAGGAGGAGACGUCGUACGUGAAGCUUUAUCCAGUCAGUUGGUAUUUUUUGGGGGUUUAUGUAGCACCAAAGUCUGUGCAUGGUUCUUCUCCUUCCUGAAGAGAAAACUGAACUUUCUUGUGCUUUUUUCUGUCUUCGCUGAAUCUGAAAACUCUUCGGCGGUGAAGCCGAUUCACAAAGAAGAAGAGCUGAGUUCAGAAGCAGACACUCGCACCGGGAGAAAACUGACUAACCUGAACCCAUUUUGACAAAAGGAGAGAAAAAAAAAGCACAAGAAAAAGGAUUCGGUACGACAGGAGCGCAUUUACUGUUUCGGUUGGUCUAAAUUAUGUUGUCUGAUCUGUUUGCAGCUCUUUGCCUGUUUUCCUAUUUAAAAGAACGUUGAUGUAAGAAAAUAAUGUAUUAUUUGAAUAAAUAAGAGAUCUGCA
Messenger RNA from Nothobranchius furzeri (turquoise killifish), 10171 nucleotides. RefSeq names its product insulin-like growth factor 2 receptor (gene igf2r). The record is from RefSeq and is a predicted model, not a curated record. Lineage: Eukaryota; Metazoa; Chordata; Actinopteri; Cyprinodontiformes; Nothobranchiidae. Gene Ontology annotation, biological process: lysosomal transport. Gene Ontology annotation, molecular function: signaling receptor activity; D-mannose binding.